Messenger RNA from Pipistrellus nathusii (Nathusius's pipistrelle), 1098 nucleotides. The record is from the annotation of a GenBank genome assembly. NCBI's taxonomy places the organism in Eukaryota, Metazoa, Chordata, Mammalia, Chiroptera, Vespertilionidae.
AUGGCCUCGCGGCUCCUGCUGCGGCUGCGGCACGCCCUGGCCAGCGAGGGCCCCGCGGAGGCGGCGGCCGGCCCCGAGGCCGAGCAGUUCCCGGAGAGCUCGGAGCUGGAGGACGACGACGCCGAGGGCCUGUCCUCCCGCCUCAGCGGCACCCUGAGCUUCACCAGCGCGGAGGACGACGAGGACGAGGACGAGGAGGACGACGAGGCGGCCGGCCCCAGCCCGCUGCCCCUCGGGGACCGGGCGUCGGGAGGAGAGGACGCAGAACAGAGCCCCUCACCCGACGGGCAGCGGAGCAGCCAGCUCCUGGCACGUCAGUUGCAGGAUUUCUGGAAGAAGUCCCGGAAUACCCUGGUGCCCCAGCGGCUGCUCUUCGAGGUGACCAGUGCCAACGUGGUCAAGGACCCUCCUUCCAAGUACGUGCUCUACACCCUCGCCGUGAUGGGGCCAGGGCCACCAGAUCACCAGCCGGCCCACAUCUCUCGCCGUUACUCAGACUUUGAGCGGUUGCACCGAAACCUGCAGCGGCAGUUCCGGGGCCCCAUGGCUGCCAUCUCCUUCCCCCGUAAGCGCCUGCGCCGGAAUUUCACUGCAGAGACCAUUGCCCGCCGCAGCCGAGCCUUCGAGCAGUUUUUGAGCCACCUGCAGGCAGUCCCCGAGCUGCGCCAGGCCCCAGACCUACAGGACUUCUUUGUACUGCCGGAGCUGCGGAGGGCACAGAGCCUCACCUGCACUGGCCUCUACCGCGAGGCUCUGGCGCUCUGGGCCAAUGCCUGGCAGCUUCAGACCCAGCUGGGCACCCUCUCCAGCCCAGAUCGCCCUCUGCUGACCCUGGCUGGGCUGGCUGUAUGCCACCAGGAGCUGGAGGACCCUGGGGAGGCCCGGGCUUGCUGUGAGAGGGCCCUUCAGCUGCUGGGGGACAAGAGCCCCCAUCCUUUGUUGGCACCCUUUCUGGAGGCCCAUGUCCGGCUCUCCUGGCGCCUGGGCUUGGACAAACGCCAGUCAGAGGCACGGCUGCAGGUCCUGCAGGAGGCAGGCCUGACCCCCACACCACCCCCCAGUCUCAAAGAAUUGCUCAUCAAGGAGGUACUGGAUUAG